AAGCCUGUUUAUUAUUCACAAGCUUUUUCCUGCAUGGGUGACAUCCUAGCACUGUGUGUGUGCGCGUGCAUGUGUACACGUGUGCGCAGUUAUUGACUAAUGUUUGGCCUAAUGGGCUGGUCAGUGACUGAGAGAAUAUGUUAGUUUACUAGGUGGUUAACAUAGUUUUACUUUAUUACAAAGCACAGUACUUCUAAUCACGGCCAGAUAGUGACAUCAGCUGCCAGCGUAUGACAUCACAGCCUUGAAAGCUAUGCAGUCCAAGAACCGAGCCAAGUUAAUAGGCAGAUACACACACCUGACUUCUGAGUGAACAGGAACAGGACCAGAUACAUAAGACCUCCUGAGGUAAAGAGGAUCUGUGAAAAGAAACCAGCCAGCAGGCCAUUAAUCCAAUCUCAAUGUAAUGAAAGGUUCAGUAAAAAAAAAAAAAUCUGUUUGGCCAGUCAGUCGGUGGUCAGGACUUGUCAAACAUCAACUUCUUCAGACUAGGGUCCUUUUUUCUGAAUUUCCGCCUGACUGACGUGCCCAAAGUAAACUGCCUGUUACUCAGGCCCAGAAGCCAGGGCAUGCAUAUAAUUGGUACCAUUGGAUAGAAAACACUUUGAUGUUUGUCGAAAUGUUAAAAUAAUGUAUGAGACAAUAACACAAUUGAUAUGGUAGGAGAAAAUCCAAAGAAUAACCAACCUGAAAUUGUGUUUUUUGAGAUCCCAUGCUCUUACAAUGGAAAGCUAUGGGGCAUAUGCAAUUCCAGCUCCCAGAUUGCAUUUCCUAUGGCUUCCACGAGAUAUCAACCAGCCUUUGUUCAAGGUUUCAGGCUUGUUUCUUCCCAAACGAGGAAGAAUUGAGUUUUAGUACAGGGAGUCAGUUGGAAAUCAGUCUGUGCGAGCGUGACGAGCACCUGCUAAUUUUGCUUUCCUAUCGAACAUACUUCUUUCCAUAUUAAAUAUGAUAGUUUACAUUUUAGGGUACCUGAGGAUUAAAUGGAAAUGUAUUUUGACUUGUUUUAACAAAGUUUAGCGGUAGCUUUUUGGAUUCCAUUCUCUGCAUGUUGAACAAGUGGAUUACUCAAAUCGAUGGCGCCAACUAAACUGACUUUUUGGGAUAUAAAGAAGGGUUUUAUCUAACAAAACGACCAUGCAUGUUGUAACCUUCGGAUUGCAGGUUUGCAACCUGGUAACCUGGUAACCUUUGGAUUGUAAAUCAGAGGUAGAUUUUCAAAAAGUAAGAGAAUAUUUACUCACUCUUUGUGAUUUUAUGAAGCCUGUGCAUGGCAUGCUUUCGCUGUAAAGUCUAUUGUAAAUCGGACAAUGCAGUUAGAUUAACAAGAAUUUAAGCUUGAACCGAUAUAAGAUACUUGUAUGUACCUAAAUGUUUAAUAUCCAUAAUUUUUAUGAUUAUUUAUUUGAAUUGCGUGCCCUCCAAUUUCACCGGAAGUUGUGAAAAGGUGUCCCGAUACAAAGGUAUCUAAGCAACUGUAAUACCUUUAACAUGAUAUCCUGUUCCCUGAUGUGGUUUAUAUAUACACAACAUGACCAAAAGUAUGUGAACACCUGCUCUCUGAACAUCUCACUCCAAAAUCAUGGGCAUUAAUAUGGAGUUGGUCCCCCAUUUGCUGCUAUAACAGCCUCCACUCUACUGGGAAGGCCACUAGAUGUUGGAACAUUGCUGCAGAGAGUUGCUUCCAUUCAGCCACAAGAGCAUUAGUGAGGUCGGGCACUGAUGUUGGGCGAUUAGGCCUGGUUCGCAGUCGACGUUCCAAUUCAUCCCAAAGGUAUUCAAUGGGGUUGAGGUCAGGGCUUUGUGCAGGCCAGUCAAGUUUUUCCACACCGAUCUCGACAAACCAUUUCUGUAUGGACCUCUCUUUGUGCAUUGUCAUGCUGAAACAGGAAAGGGCCUUCCCCAAACUGUUGCCACAAAAUUGGAAGCACAGAAUCGUCUAGAAUGUCAAUGAAUGCUGUAGCAUUAAUAUUUCCCUUCACUGGAACUAAGGAACCUAGCCCGAACCAUGAAAAACAGCCCCAGACCAUUAUUCCUCCUCCACUAAACUUUACAGUUGGCACUAUGCAUUUUGGCAGGUAGGGUUCUCCUGGCCAAACCCAGAUUCGUCCAGAUGGUGAAGCGUAAUUCAUCACUCCAGAGAACGUGUUUCCAAUGGUAGCGAGCUUUACACCACUCCAACUGAAGCUUGUCAAUGAGCAUGGUGAUCUUAGGCUUCAUGAAACACAUUUCAUGAAGCUCCUGACAAAAAGUUAUUGUGCUGACGAUUUUUACGUGCUUCACCACUCUGUGACCUUGUGUGGCUCACCACUUCGUGGCUGAGCCGUUGUUGCUCCUAGACGUUUCCACUUCACAAUAACGGCACUAACAAGGCAGACAUUUGAUGAACUGACUUGUUGGAAAGCAGGCAUCCUAUGACUAUGCCAAGUUGAAAUUCACUGAGCUCUUCAGUAAGGCCAUUCUACUACCAAUGUUUGUCUAUGUGGCAAUGGGUGUAGCUGAAAUUGCCAAAUCCACUAAUUUGAACGGGUGUCCACAUACUUUUGUAUGUACAGUCCAUUCGGAAAUAAGGCUGUAACAUUUUGUUACGUUACAGCCUUAUUAUAAAAUGUAUUAAAUACAAAAUGUUGCUCAUCAAUCUACACACAAUACCUCAUAAUGGCAAUAUGAAAACAGGUUUUUAGACAUGUUUGCAAAUUAUUAAAAGUCAAAAACAGAAAUACCUUAUUAAUAAGGUAUUCUGACCCUUUGUUGUGAGACUCUAAAAUUGAGCUUUGGUGCAUCCUGUUUCCAUUGAUCACCCUUGAUGUUUCUACUACUUGAUUUCUACUACAAUGGUCACUCUGACAGAGCUUCAGAGUUCCUCUGUGUAGAUUGGAGAAUCUUCCAAAAGGACAACCAUCUCUGCAGCACUCCACCAAUCAAGCCUUUAUGGUAGGGUGGCCAGACGGAAGCCACUCCUCAGUAAAAUCCACAUGACAGCCCACUUGGAGUUUGCUAAAAGGCAUCUAAAUGAUUCUUAUACAAUGAGAAACAAGAUUAUCUGGUCUGAUGAAACCAAGCUCUUUGGGCUGAUUGCCUAGCGUCACGUCUGGAGGAAACCUGGCACCAUCCCAACGGUGAAGCAUGGUGGUGGCAGCGUCACGCUAUGGGGAUGUUUUUCAACAGCAGGGACUGGGAGACUAGUCAGGAUCAAGGGAAAGAUGAACCGCGCAAAGUACAGAGAUAUCCUUGAUGAAAACCUGCUCCAGAGUGCUCCCAAAUACAGGCAUGACAAGCUUGUAGCGUCAUACCCAAGAAUACUCAAAGGUUUUAAUCGCUGCCAAAGGUGCUUCAACAAAGUACAGAGUGAAGGGUCUGAAUACUUAUGUAAAUAAGAUAUUUCAGUUUUUUAUUCUUAAUAAAUCGGCAUCAUUUCUUAAAAACAGUUUUUGCUCUGUCAAUGUGGGUAUUGUGUGUAGAUUGGAAUAAAAACAAUAUAAUCCAUUUUAGAAUAUGGCUGUAAUGUAACAAAAUGUUGAAAAAGUCAAGGUGUCUGAAUACUUUACGAAUACACUGUAUAGUGUGUACUGUAUAUACAGUGCCUAAAAGUAUUCACACCCAAUGUACUUUUUCCACAUGUUGUUAUACUACAGCCUGAAUAAAAAAAAUACACCAUGAUGGAAAAUUGGACUUAGGUUUUUCAAAAUGUUUACAUAUUAAUAAAAUAUCAAAAGCUGAAAUGUCAGGUGUUCAACCCCUUUGUUAUGGCAAGCCUAAAUAAGUACAGGAGUGAAAGUGUUAAUGUGCUUAACAAAUCACGUAAUAAGUUGCAUAAACUCACUCUGUGUGCAGUAAUAGUGUUUAACAUGAUUUUUGAAUGACUACUUCAUCUCUGUAACCCACACAUACAAUUAUCUGUAAGGUCUCUGUCGAGCAGUGAAUUUCAAGCACAGAUUCAACCACAAAUACCUAUUGGUAGAUUUUUUUUUAAGAAGAAAAAAAAGUAAACUCAGACGUUGAAUAUUCCCUUGAGCAUGGUAAUAUUAAUUCCACUUUGCUUGGUGUAUCACUACAACCAGUCACAACAAAGAUACAGGCAUCCUUUCUAACUCAGUGUAAUGAAAUUCGUCUUCCUCUGACAAGGAGUAUGACAGAUCGGACCAAUGUGCAGCGUGUCCAAUGUGCAGCGUGGUAAGUGUUCGUCAUUUUUAAUGAAAAGACACUGAACACGAAAAUACAAAAUAACAAAGUGAAAGACAGAAACGAAAACGAAACAGUUCUGUAUGGUGAAGACACGGAAAACAAUCACCCACAACUCAAGUGGGGAAAACAGGCUGCCUAAGUAUGGUUCUCAAUCAGAGACAACGAACGACACCUGCCUCUGAUUGAGAACCAUACCAGGCCAAACACAUAAAUACUACAUAGAAAAAAGAACAUAGACUACCCACUCCAACUCACGCCCUGAUCAAACUAACACAAAGACAUAAUAAAGGAACUAAGGUCAGAACGUGACACUCAGUUGCUGGUGAGAAAGGAAACGACUCAGGGAUUUCACCGUGAGGUCAAUGGUCAAUUUAAAACAGUUAGAGUUUAAUGUCUGUGAUAGGAGAAAACUGAAGAUGGAUCAAUAACAUUAUAGUUACUCAAUAAUACUAACCUAAUUGACAGUGAAAACAAGGAAACCUGUACAAAAUGAAAAUAUUCCAAAACAUGCAUCCUGUUUGCAACAAGGCACUAAAGUAAAUGCUCCAAAAAAUGUGGCAAAGCUAUUAACUUUUUCAAGCGUAGUGUUAGCUACAUCAUGUUAUGGGUAUGCUUGUAAUCUUUAAGCACCUGAGAUGUUUUCAGGAUAAAAAAGAAAGUGAAUGAAGCUAAGGCAAAAUCCUACAGGCAAAAUCCUAGAGAAAAAGCUGGUUCAGUCUGCUUUGCACCAGACACUAGGAGAAGAACUCACUUUUCAGCAGGACACCAACCUAAAACCCAAGGCCAAUUCUACACUGGAGUUGAUUGCCAAGAAGACAGUGAAUGUUCCUGAGUGACCGUGUUACAGUUUUGACUUAAAUCUACUUGAAAAUCUAUGGCAAGACCUGAAAAUGGUUGUCUAGCAAUGAUCAGCCACCAAUUUGACAGAGCUUGAAGACUUUUGAAAAUAAUAAAUCGGCAAAUGUUGCACAAUCCAGGUGUAGAAAACUCUUAGACUUACCCAGAAAGACUCACAGCUGUAAUCGCUGCCAAAUGUGCUUUUACAAAGUAUUGACUCAGGGGUGUGAAUACUUACGUAAAUUAGAUAUUUAUGUAUUUCAUUUUCAUUACAUUUGCAAACAUUUCUAAAAACAUGUUUUCACUUUGCAAAGCUGUCAUCAAAUAAAGGGUGUCUACUUUGAGGAAUCUAAAAUAUAACAUAUUUUCAUUUGUUUAACACUUUUUUGGUUACUACAUGAUUCCAUAUGUGUUAUUUCAUAGUUUUGAAGUAUUCACUAUUAUUCUACAAUGUAGAAAAUAGUAAAAAUAAAGAAAAACCCUUGAAUUAGUAGGUGUGUCCAAACUUUUGACUGGUACUGUAUAUACACAUUGAACAAAAAUAUAAAUGCAACAUGUAAAGUGUUGGUCCCAAAAAUUCCCAAAAUGUUCCAUACGCAACAUAAAUCUUAUUUCUCUCAAAUUUUGUGCACAAAUUUGUUUAGAUCCCUGUUGGUGAGAAUUUUUCUUUUGACAUAAGAAUCCAUCCACCUGACAGGUGUGGCAUAUCAAGAAGCUGAUUAAACAGCACGAUCAUUACACAGGUGCACCUUGUGCUGGGGACAAAAAAAGGCCACUCUAAAAUGUGCAGUUUUGUCAUAAAACACAAUGCCACAAGUUUUGAGGGAUCAUGCAAUUAGCAUGCUGACUGUAUGAAUGUCUACCAAAGCUGUUGCCAGAUAAUUUUAUGUUAAUUUCUCUACCAUAAGCCGCCUCCAACGUCAACUAGCUCUAUGCAAAGGAGACGUGUCGCGCUUGCAUGAGGCAAAUGGUCACACCAGAUACUGACUGGUUUAUUUCAAUUGACUGAUUUCCUUAUAUGAACUGUAAUUCAGUAAAAUCUUAAAUUGUCACACAUUACAUUUAUAUUUUUGUUCAGUGUAUAUAUAAAAAACUGCUUGUGGUUCAGUUUGUGUUUUCUCUAAAUUCAACACUGGCAGUGAAUUUCAAAACAUUGAGAACUAAGAGCAAUUGAUAAAACACCUAUUUAUAUUAUUGAUCAAUCAAACACAUUUACCUAUUUUAUUUUCCUUUGUAACACCUUUCAAAGACUAUCAUUGGAAUUACUUACCAGGUGUUACAUAAAAAUGUCACAACAUGGUAGCUGUGGGUCCCAUUGUAUUCUACAAUCUCCAUGAUUACAUAAGCAAAGCCUCUGUGAUUUGGGAUUAAAGAUCAAGUCAUUCUGAGGGGGAGGACUGAGGGAUUUUGAGAAGGGAGGGAUGGAACAGAGAGAGACAGAGGUUUCUUCUAAAGCUCUAUCACAUGAGGUGAUAGUUAUCACUAGGGAUGCAUGAUAUAUAUGAGCAUAUCGGAAUCGGACGAUAUUAGCUAAAAUGCAAACAUCGGCAUUGGCCCGAUGUCUAGUUUAACACCGAUGUGCAAAACCGAUGUCAAAGCUGACGUGCAUACCUAAUAUAACGUAGGUAGAUGACGUAAUGACGCCACAUAAAAUAUAGGAUUUCCUACUGAGGAAAGAAUGUGAGAAUGUGCUGGUUCUCAUACCGCUGCUGCCAUUUCAAUGGCAUUUGAGAACAUGUUUGAAACUUGGAAACAUGAACACUCCUAGCACUAUUCAAACAACUGACUCGAGAAAUAAGCUCUAACUGCGUCUGCAGCAGACGUGAUAACCUGUCAUGGCAUUGAAACGCCUGAUCAACAAACAUUCCAACACAGGUUGUCGAGUUAACUUAUAAGAGUACUCUACUAGAGGUUGUGAACUAGCGAUUCGGUAGCGUUCUCUCUGAGCCUCUACUGUGUCGCCCCCAUGCUCGAUGCUAGGUACAAGGACCGCUACUUUGAUGCAGACAAACAGGGUUUACGUGAAAUGUUAGACAGCUGGACAAGAUGGAAACGGACACAGUGCGCACCGAGGAAAAGAGGCCACGGACAGACAGAGCUGAAACUUCACUGCUUGACAUGAAUGAUGAAAUCCUGGUUGAGACUAAACAAUGAAACAGCACAGCAACUGGCCCAAUGGACCAAAAAGGAAGAGAAAGAACAGCACAUGUUCAUUGAAGAGCAUGUCUGCACUGAGCCUCUCUGUCCCAGGAUACAUCCCCAGCUACUUGGAGAAGGAUGAGCCAUGUGUGGUAUGUGGAGACAAGGCCACCGGCUACCAUUACCGCUGCAUCACAUGUGAGGGCUGCAAGGGUUUCUUCAGGCGAACUAUCCAGAAGAACCUUCACCCGGCUUACUCCUGUAAGUACGAUGGCUGCUGCAUCAUCGACAAGAUCACAAGGAACCAGUGCCAACUGUGUCGCUUCAGGAAGUGCAUCGCAGUUGGCAUGGCUAUGGACCUGGUGCUGGAUGACUCUAAGCGGGUAGCCAAGCGUCGUCUGAUUGAGGAGAACCGGGAGAAGAGGAAGAAGGACGAGAUCGUGAAGACUCUACAGACACGUCCGGAGCCUGACAGCUCGGAGUGGGAGCUGAUCCGCCAUGUGACAGAGGCCCACCACCACACCAACGCGCAGGGCUCCCACUGGAAACAGAAACGCAAGUUCCUGCCUGAGGACAUAGGUCAGUCCCCCGGGGCUCCCACCCCAGACGGAGACAAGGUAGACCUGGAGGCCUUCAGCGAGUUCACCAAGAUCAUCACCCCUGCCAUCACACGCGUCGUCGACUUUGCCAAAAAACUAACCAUGUUCUCAGAGCUGCCUUGUGAGGACCAGAUCAUCCUAUUGAAAGGUUGCUGUAUGGAGAUCAUGUCGCUUCGUGCCGCCGUGCGCUACGACCCAGAGAGCGAGACGCUUACCCUGAGCGGCGAGAUGGCGGUGAAGAGGGAGCAGCUGAAGAAUGGCGGGCUGGGCGUGGUGUCGGACGCCAUCUUUGAUUUGGGCAAGAGUCUGGCGCAGUUUAACUUGGACGACUCGGAGGUGGCCCUGCUGCAGGCUGUGCUCCUCAUGAGCUCAGAUCGCUCUGGCCUGACAUCGGUAGAUAAGAUCGAGAAGUGCCAGGAGACGUACCUGCUUGCCUUCGAGCACUACAUCAACCACCGCAAGCACAACAUUCCCCACUUCUGGCCCAAGCUGCUGAUGAAGGUGACGGAUCUGAGGAUGAUCGGGGCGUGCCACGCCAGCCGCUUCCUCCACAUGAAGGUGGAGUGUCCCAACGAACUCUUCCCUCCGCUCUUCCUGGAGGUCUUCGAGGACCAGGAAGUAUGAACUGACCCCUGACUUUUGACCUGGAAGAGAUAGAAGAGAGAGGGGGAAUUAUGAGGGGGAAAGAAAAGGAGUAACAAUUGGCCUUUUUCCUCAUUUUGUGAAACACAAUAUCACCACCAGCAACACGGAUAGUCACAGAGAAAAACAAAAAGGCUUUCUUUUGCAUAGCCGUUUUGAUGAUUUGCACUUGGGGCUCUUGUGGCUGCUGGGCCCUACUUUGAGUUGGGGGGUGGGGCCCCCCUCUAAAGUGGGGUUCUCUUGCUGUGGGGCCUCUCUCUGAGUUGGGGUUCUCUAGCUGCCCCCCUCCCCCCCCUCGGAGUUGAUGGUCUAUGGCUGCGCUGUGCGUCUCUAUCUAACAGAGAAGCUAACAGCCCUGAGCGGUGUUCUCCUCCUGUGUUGUUAUACACCUGGUGCACAUGUAUGCAAACCCAAACCCACGAGGUCUGGUUGGAGUACUGGUACUGAUGGAGCUCUGUGUUAGUGGAAGACAAUCACUCUGAGAGGCAGAUGGUUGACACAAACAUACACACUUACAUUCACAAUCACACAAUUUUACAAAACCUCACACAUACAGCCACUGAUGUACAUCUACAUCACCUAACACACACACACUACUAUAGACAAACAUAUUCAUACAGUACAUGGACUGAUAUAGCUUUUCAGAGCUGCCCAUCACUCGAGGAGGGCAGAUAGAUACUUUAUUUUGUCCCACAAUCGAGCUUCCAUCAGGGGGCUCCACCCUCCAACCAGCUCCCCUCUUCACCAGCCUCCUCACCAGCCUCCACUGGGACAGUUACCAAGUGUACCCCCACACUUUUCUCUUUUGGACUCUUCCCUUCCACCCCUGAUGUGCAGAGUUACACAUAUACCUCCCUUUAUGACAAUGCAAACACACAUACCUAUUUAUGAAUACAAACAAUAUCCAAUUUGUUGUGCAAUGGUGCAAGAGUACCUGCAUUUAUAUACGCAACCCUUUACCCUCACACAUACAAGUCCUGUAUACCUAUCUUACUACAUGUAUAGAGUACACCGGUCUAACUGCAUGCACAUGUAUCUUUGUACCUGCAUAAUACUCACUGGUUUACCUCCAUAUACUUCUCAUCAGAUUACAUACCUCUCUUAACCCGUAUGCAUAUAUAUUUUGCUGAAUAUACAUAUACAGUUAACAUAACUGUCUACCUGUGUAUAUGUGUACCUCUCCUACCUCUCUGUGUGUACACACACAAAACAAUACUGUUCUUUUACCUCAUAUGACGGUUGAUCCUCACCUAGGUUGUGUCAUUCCACCCAUCCCAAACCUCCACUACAUCUCCCGUUUGGGCUGCACUGCACUUCCUAGUUGCAGACUGUGUGUGUCUCCUCCAUGUUGCCCUGCCCAUCACACAGGACUCCCGCCCCCCUGAUGUGGGAUUGGUUGAGGGACCGGGGGGGGGGGUGUCACUGACAGAUUCUACCUCACCUCUCAUGUCGGAGCAGCUGCCCCUCUGAGUGCAAAUAAAUACACUUCCACAGCUGCCAAUAUGGACCUGUUUGUUCCCCUACUACACCGUUCAGUAUGGUUCUAUGACCCCUGAAAUGUGAGAGGCCACAAACCUUUUACACUUUUCUUUUUAAAGUAUUUUUAUCACACAGGACCAAGUCUCAUACUGGAUUCCCCUAUGUAUGUUCAAGUCAGGAGAAACAACAAACCCACUGGUGGUAUAAAUAUUCUCUGUCUGAUGACAAACUCAAAGGAAACUUUCUUUCGGAGGAAAAGACAGACAGUACACCUUGGAAGCCAAAUGAGCUCAAUGGACGGGCCAGGCAAAAGCCCGUGGUAAGAAAACACGUAAAAAACUCCAAUCUUUAACUCAGUUCAGCAGUGUUCACCUGUGGAUGGAUACCCUGGUUCUCAAUGUGGCAGGUCCAGAGACGAGACAAGACCGAGAGUCCUAGCCGAUGCAACCUGCCACAUAUUGUACUUUUACAGCAUCAUUCACAGUAGCAACCCCCUUUCUCCUAAAAUGUGAAAAGUGGUUGCCACAGAGAGCCACAAAGCCUUUGAGAUGACUCUCUGACUGUCCUCCCCACACAUCCAAUCCUACACCCAGCCAUCUAUGAGCUUUCGCUACAUGUCCCCCUCCCCUCUCCUUCAAAGCCAUUGACAGGUAUUUGUUUUGCACUAAAGUGAUGUCUCCCCCUGUAUUUGCCCUAUAUAUGCCCUCUGUUGCUAUACUUCUCUUCUCCUGCAGUCUUACCCUAAUCCCUAGCUUGAUCACGGCGCCUAACAUUCUGUCACUACACACACACACACACACACACACACACACUCAGUAUUACCACAAGGGGAUUUAAAGGAACCUAGAAAAUAGGAUGUCAUUCAAACACAUGCGCAGAGAUGUGAUAUGUUCACUUGAAAAAGAGAUGCCGAUCUCAAUGUGGCUUUAAUGUUUAAAUAAAGGAUACAUAAAAGAUAUGCAGCAUAAUGAUAUAAUCAACUCUUUAUCACUGUGAAGGAGCCAGGCUUUAACCAGACGGUUGGUUUGGGAUAAGGUGUAGAAUAAGGUUGGCUUUAGCUGUGAACGACAUGGAAAUGUUCCCCAGAGGGGUCGUGAUUAACAACAUGUAGAAGAAAGGGAGGCUUUUCCACACAGCCAGUGGUCCCUAGACUACUGACAAUCUCAUACAGAAUCAGACUCACCAGCACCGCAGAGCACACUGCCUUCAGACACCAUCAAUCACACCAGCACAGCUGAUGGAUCCUCAGGCUCUCGCUGGCCAUCCUCGUGCCAGGACAGUGUGGAUACAAUCAACCGACAAAUGUUAUCUUAGGUAUGUCCUUCCACGCUACCCCCACACCUCCCAUUCUCCACACUGUUUCUAUUGCACCACCUUAACUAACCACACUACUAAACCAGGAAUAUCAUCUACAUUCUCGAACUUAACAGAUAUCUUCCCUGACACAAAUUAACUUCUUUAAAUGGAGAAUCUCCAUUGAACACGCUUCUUAGUCCAGGACUAGGCUUUAUCUGGGUCCAGGAAACUAGCCCCAAUCUCCCCCUCCCCUUUAAGACAAUCUCAUGCUUUGCCCUCACUCGCUUUAACCUCCCCAUAACUCCGUCCUCCCCACAACAUAGCUGUCUUGCUCGCCUCUGAACAUCCAAUCAAACCCCAAGCAAAAGUAGCACUUAGAGAGGAAAGGAAAUCCCAGGAACAUGAAUGAUAUGUCGUCAUGAAGAAUGUAAAAAAAAAAAAUGUUUUAAUGUAAUUUUAUUUCACCUUUAUUUAACCAGAUAGACCAGUUGAGAACAAGUUCUCAUUUACAACUGCGACCUGGCCAAGAUAAAGCAAAGCAGUGCGAUACAAACAACACAGAGUUACACAUGGGAUAAACAAACGUACUGUCAAUGACACAAUAGAAAAAUCUAUAUACAGUGUGUGCAAAUGUAAUAAGAUUAGGGAGGUAAAGGCAAUAAAUAGGCCAUAGUGGCAAAAUAAUUACAAUUUUGCAAUUAAACACUGGAGUGAUAGAUGUGCAGAAGAUUAAUGUGCAAGUAGAGAUACUGGGGUGCAAAGGAGCAAAAAAAGGAAUAACAAUAUGGGGAUGAGGUAGUUGGGUGGGCUAUUCACAGAUGGGCUGUGUACAGGUGCAAUGAUUGGUAAGCUGCUCUGACAGCUGAUGCUUAAAGUUAGUGAUGGAGAUAUAAGACUCAUGCUUCAGUGAUUUUCGCAAUUCCUUCCAGUCAUUGGCAGCAGAGACCUAGAAGGAAAGGCGGUCAAAUGAGGAGUUGUCUUUGGGGAUGAAAUAUGCCUGCUGGAGCGCGUGCUACGUGUGGGUGCUGCUAUGGUGACCAAUGAGCUGAGAUAAGGCGGGACUUUACCUAGCAAAGACUUAUAGAUGACCUGGAGCCAGUGAGUUUGGUGACGAAUAUGAAGCGAGGGCCGACCAACGAGAGCAUACAGGUCGCAGUGGUGGGUAGUAUAUGGGGCUUUGGUGACAAAACAGAUGGCAAUGUGAUAGACUGAAUCCAAUUUGCUGAGUAAAUUGUUGGAGGCUAUUUUGUAAAUGACAUUGCCGAAGUCAAGGAUUGGUAGGAUAGUCAGUUUUACGAGGGUAUGUUUGGCAGCAUGAGUGAAGGAUGCUUUGUUGUAAAAUAGGAAGCCGAUUCUAGAUUUAAUUUUGGAUUGGAGAUGCUUAAUGCGAGUGUGGAAGGAGAGUUUACAGUAUUACCAGAUACCCAGGUAUUUGUAGUUGUCCACAUAUUCUAAAUCAGACACGUCCAGAGUAGUGAUCCUCGACGGGCGGGCGGGUGCCGGCUGCGAUGGGUUGAACUAGAGAAAUGAAAUGGAGAAGUCCCAAACUAAAAAUGUUGUGCACUAAGUGUCUUUCUGUAUAUUUGUGAACUGGAUGGAUGAUGAAAGUGGAUGAUGUCACACUUCCGGGUUGAAAUGCUGUUUCUGACAGAUUGAUCUCAAUAAAGUAUUUUACAUUUUUUUGAAAAAGAGACUCCGUUACGACUGAAAGCCCAGAAACGGAGGGAAAGAAAAGACGACUUGGAUCUUAGUUCACGACUUGGAUAAUUAUGUUGAGUUUUUUGUUGUUGUUAUGAUUAUUGUUGUUUGUUGUUUAGCAUUUGAUUUAAUUGCUCAGUUAAUGUCUGUGUUGUCAGAGCUUGUCUGAUAUGAUGCUUUACUGUGUAAAACAAACAGCUGUAGACACUUUCUGAACAUCUGUGCAGUGUAGGGGUGUGUCUCAAAUGGCCCCCUAUUUCUGACGCAGACUAGGUCUUCAUGAAACUUCACUUUGAUCUCAGCUGGUUUGUAUUGUUCGCUCAAGGUGGAAGACCCCCUUAACUCACUGACCUGGGUUCUCCUCUAACCAAUCUUAACCUUGAUCUAUAGAUGGGUUAAAGUAAAACUGACUUUAGAUGACAACUUGGUGGAAACGUCACCCCAUGAAUUUGCCGUCUGUCUGUCUUAAUGUAAACGUUUUUUAAGAAAAAGUAUUACUGUAAAAAAAUAAACAAGCUAUAAAAAUUUCAAAACAGAAACCACAAAAGAGAGAUUUAAACAAACUAUUCAUACCUCAGACAAUGAAGUGGAAACAGAAUGAAAAGGAGUUGUGGUUUGCAUGCAUGGAUAGCCAGCCGCUGUGUCGUACGCUCACAUUGUUUGUGUGAAGCUUCUUGACAGGAACUGUAUAUAAAAUGACACCAUCUUAAAUUCAAGCGGUAUUUGAGGCUUUUGACAUUCGCUCUGAAGUGUAGUUUCUCACAACCACUUCCUCUAAUAGGCUCAGGAUAGACUCACAGGAUCAGGAGAUGUUUAGGUGAGGUUCCCUCCACAUAGUGUGUAUUAGGAUGUUCUGUCCUAGCUCAGUAUUGAAUGUAGCUCAACAAGAUCUAUGUCACAACUCUUGUUUAUGUCCCUCAUCACUGUCUAACCAAGCCUUGUUCCAGAUUAGGUUGUCUUGUAAACGCCUAUGGUCAUUAUCACGGCAAGUUGAAAAGACUGCACAAACCGGUCUGGAGGCAUAACGCUAGACAAAUCAUACAGACAUUGCUGCUCUGCAGAAUGUGAUAGUGGUUCUUGUGCCCAGACACUCACUGAUCAAUUCUUUUUGUUAGAUGUUUCAUAGGUUAUGACAAAAAAAACAUACAUCGAGAGAUGGUGGCAUCCCAGAGCUCUUUUUAUUUUUAUUGUUAAAAAGUUAGAAUUACUUACGUCAAACGUUGUUAACGUUCAGUUUCUUACUUGGGUACGUUUCCCUCCCUCAACCUGCUCUUGAGAGAAUUAUUUUUAUGAAAUCAGCCAUUGAAUUAUGUCCAAACAAUCUUUAGCAGUGUGCUUUCUCUUUUCUCAACUUACCUUCAUGAAUACUGGUCUGAAAGGACCAGAUAAGUGAAAGCAGUAUGGUGGAAACUCAUCCAUUUCCUGUCAAUUUCCGGUGGUAAUCAUUAAUCAAGUACAGUAUAUAGAAUGGGAGAUCGUGGGAUAGCUUGGAGCGAACACAGUAUAGGCAGAGGGAAAAGUCCAAUACCUACUCCUGUGUUUUUCAAUCCUGGUCUUUGUGUUGGCAAGGCAAUAGUAUUGCCCAAAUCUUGAGGUUUCAGUUGAACAUUUAUCUGCUCUUCCCACCAGUCGAAUGGUGUAGAGCAUGUCUGAUGGAUGGGAUAGUAAAGUUUCUAUUCUCAAAUCAAGGACUGGGAUUGGGGGAAACACCUAUAUACACCAUAUUGGUUCUGGUAAAAAAGAAAAACAUCUGAAAGACAAACUGUGUAGAGGUGUUAACAAAUUUGCUCAGCUCUGACUAAAUGUUAUGUGGAGUGGUGAACGGAGGCUAUAGAAUUCUGUGUUUGUGGGAGGUGGUUGAAGAUACAAUUCCUAAUGUGAUGAGUAGGCCUAGAGUUGGUAACAGUAGUCACUGCAGUGCAGCCUAAUAAGUUAAUUGAAUUCACAACUGUUUGGGCCUACAGAAAGAGGGGAGAUGCAGAUUGUACAAUAUGAUGUCCAUCUGGCCUGGUGGAGGAAAUUAUAGUAUAAUUUUUUUAAUAUAAUUCAGAGGCACAGACUCUGUGAGUGAAAGGGGCUGGGAUUCUGUGAAUAUGUUUGCUCACCGUGGAUGGCAGAUGCUAUCCGCUGGUCACGCAGGGUAGCCUAGUGGUUAGAGCAUUGGACUAGUAACUGAAAGGUUGCAAGUUCGAAUCCCUGAGCUGACAAGGUACAUAUCUGUUGUUCUGCCCCUGAACAGGCAGUUAACCCACUGUUCCUAGGCCGAAGAUAAGAAUUUGUUCUUAACUGACUUGCCUAGUUAAAUAAAGCUAAAAUAAUUAUUUAUUUUUUAAACUCAAUAUUGGGAGAUUUGGUAGCCUAACUACAGACAGAUUAGGGUCUUUUCUUUUCAGCCGUAGUCAUUUGACUUCAAAACUAUGUUUUUCCAGUAAUUGUAUUUUGAAAUAUAAGACCAAUUCUAGCUACUGUUUCCUAACAGCCGCAACUCCACAAUCAGCUGUUUGAAAUUAAGCCAGCUGCCCAAAUUGCAGGCUGUGUGGGCCUAUGUGCUAUGUUUGUGAUUUAAACAAUUCACAGCGAUAUUGUAAAGGAAGCUAUUAAUCCUCGGUGGCUACAUUAUCCUCUCUGGUGUAAGUAUUUUGAAUUCUUUUAUUUAUUUAGACAUAUGUACAAACAGGACUAAUUAUUUAAUUUUGUCAAGUUUAAUAAUGAAUUAAUUUUGGCAAUUUACCAGUUUGUGCUGCACCUACUUCAGCACUCCUACUCCCCGCGGCUAUGGUCAUGUUCCUAAUGAAGGCACAAAAUGGGAGAAACUGUUUCGAAAUCUUUCGAAUAAGAGUUCUCAUUUUGGUUUUCCCUUAGAAAAAGGUAUUGAUAGUGAAUGCGACCGUAGGUUGUCAGGUUAUAGAUUCAGUACGCCUCAGUUUGUUUAACUUAGCUUAUUAUUAAGCUUUAUUUCAAGAGUUUAGAAAUGACAAGGUGAUACAGAGGUGGCGAAGAGAGGAAGUUGAAAGGGACAACUCAGGGUUGAACGCAGGUCUCCGGCGUGUGUUGAGAGUGGGGAGUGUUACCACUACACCAUAUCUGCCACUUAAACUGGACGUUUGUUACAUGCAAGAUGGCCAACAAAUCAUAAAGUUUGGACAGAUAAUCUCUUCAUAUGGUAUUAUUGCUUGAGAAAAAGCAUAUAUUAUAACUAUGCAAGUUGAUGCACAGUAGUGGUUCUUCUCGUCCUUUUUUUCCAUUUUGAUGGCCGCUUGUUGACACUUUUUCUCUUAUAAAACUGCAAUUUUAGCUCAAGUGAAAGCACCGGAUGCAAGCCUCAAUGUGUGUGUCUCCCCCAGAAAAACAUAACCUCAUGCAGUCAUCAUCAGGGUUUCUCAGCCUAGGUCCUACAAGUAUUGAAGUUAUAUAAACGUUACUGUUGUUAACCCAUGUGACUAUGUUGUGCCACGGUUCUUAUUCAAAUAAUAACUUUCAGGGGUUUUGUCAGAAUAAAAUGUAAAAAAGUAUAUAUAAUUGAAUUGUACAAACAGUGUACUACUACCACACAAACACACACGAGACAAUUCCGGAAAUGCACUGUGAUUCCUGUCACCCGCUGCUCAAGCCAGUGUUCUGUUCACAUUGCAUAUAUUAUAUUGACUGAUGAUGUUAUGUCCGAUAUGUGUUGUUCUGUGUUGGGCUGACUGGUUCAAACAAUCAACCAGGGCAAUUGUAAAAUGUGGUUUUGAGAUUUGUGUUCAUUGUUUUAAAAGAAAAUAUUUGUAUGGUAGUUGUUGCUAGUCUAGUCGCAAUAUAUGUAUCUAAUAAAUACAUACUCUCUUUC
Messenger RNA from Oncorhynchus nerka (sockeye salmon), 16704 nucleotides. RefSeq names its product thyroid hormone receptor alpha-like. The transcript is spliced from 8 exons. NCBI's taxonomy places the organism in Eukaryota, Metazoa, Chordata, Actinopteri, Salmoniformes, Salmonidae. Bases 7173 to 8384 code for a protein of 403 amino acids. Gene Ontology annotation, molecular function: zinc ion binding; nuclear receptor activity; RNA polymerase II cis-regulatory region sequence-specific DNA binding. Gene Ontology annotation, biological process: retinoic acid receptor signaling pathway; negative regulation of transcription by RNA polymerase II; positive regulation of transcription by RNA polymerase II. The record is from RefSeq and is a predicted model, not a curated record.